AAGUUUUAGAGAGAAGUUAGAGAGAGAAACACUAGUGAGAAGUAUAGAACAAGCUCUUGUAGAUUCUUAGUAUACAAGAGUUAGAGUAUAUUAAUUUUUGGAUGUUCUCCUGGGAUAUCCCAAGUAGAGAGAUUGAGUCAUUUAUAAUUUAUACUCCUUCAUAGUAAUAUAUCAUUGCCAUCUUGUUUGUGGACGUAGACCAAGUCAGAACCAUGUAAAUCCUUAUAUUAUUCUUUGUGCAUGUUUCUUUCCUCUUCGUUAUCUAAUCUGUUUCUCUUUAGUUUGCUGCCUGUUUUCUUGCUGCGACUCAACAAGUUGAUUUGUAGAUCAUAUAAAGCUCGAGGUUUAAUUCUCUUGCAGUCUUGUAGCAUCAAUGGCCGCUGCAAAUUGUUCCUCUGGAGAGACUUGUGCUGCUCUGAUCCAUGGAAAACAAAUGGCACCUUCUCGGUUACAAGCUUGGGCUCGUCUUUUUGUUACUAAAUUUCUUGGAAGUCAUAUCUCCACUGACCAUUUAAUCUUAGAGGAGGAAGGGGGUUCAACUUUCACCUUCGAGGGAACUAGUAAAAAAUGUUCUCUAGAAGUUGUUCUCAAAGUUCACAAUCCUCAGUUUUACUGGAAGGUAAUGACGCGGGCUGACAUAGGCCUUGCAGAUGCUUAUAUUGAUGGAGAUUUUUCUUUUGCUGACAAAGACCAAGGUCUUCUAGAUCUUUUCAUGGUUCUGAUUGCGAACAGAGAUGCAAACAAAUCUAUCUCCAAGGCGAAUAAGAAAAGGGGUUGGUGGACACCAUCGUUAUUUACAGCAGGUAUUGCUUCCGCAAAGUUUUUCCUUCAGCAUGUUCUGAGGCAAAAUACUCUUACUCAAGCUCGCAGGAACAUCUCUCGUCAUUAUGACCUGAGUAACGAGGUUUUUUCUCUAUUCCUGGGAGAAACAAUGGCGUACUCGUGUGCAAUAUUUAAGACUGAAGAUGAAGACUUGAAUACAGCUCAGUUGAGGAAAAUCUCUAUUCUGAUUGAAAAAGCAAGAAUCGAUAAGAAGCAUGAAAUUCUUGACAUUGGUUGUGGCUGGGGAACUUUUGCUAUUGAAGUUGUCAAACAAACAGGAUGCAAAUACACGGGUCUCACUCUAUCUGUGGAGCAACUGAAAUAUGCAGAAAUGAAAGUCAAGGAAGCUGGUCUGCAGGAUAAUAUCAGACUUCUCCUCUGUGAUUAUCGUGAAUUGCCUAAAGGCUAUAAAUACGAUAGAAUCGUAUCUUGUGAAAUGAUAGAGCAUGUGGGUCAUGAAUACAUGGAGGAUUUUUUUAGUAGCUGCGAAUCAGCAUUGGCAGAAGAUGGGCUUCUUGUUCUACAGUCUAUAUCAAUAGCAGAUGAGUGUUAUGAUGAGCACAGGCGAAGUUCUUGUUUUAUGAGGGAAUAUAUUUUUCCUGGUGGAUGUUUGCCUUCAUUAAGUAGGAUAACAUCAGCCAUGGGUGUAGCAUCAAGACUCUGCGUGGAGCAUGUGGAAAAUAUAGGAAGUCAUUACUAUCAUACGUUAAGAAGGUGGAGGAAAACUUUCUUGGAAAACAAGAGCAAAAUUCUUGCCAUGGGAUUCGAUGAAAAGUUCAUCAGGACAUGGGAGUAUUAUUUUGACUACUGCGCUGCUGGUUUCAAGUCGUAUACCCUUGGGGAUUAUCAGAUUGUAUUUUCACGUCCUGGCAAUGUCGGAGUAUUAGGUAAUCCAUACAAAGGUUUUCCAUCGGCAUAUCGACACCUUCUCUGAUAUAAACCACCUCAAAUUGUAUCGUGUUAGGAAAUCAAAUCUUCCAUGUAUAGAAUAUCAGAGUAAUAUAGAAUAGCAGAUAUGUAUUUAUUCACUUUCUAUUGUAAUACCUAACAUGUCGCUGAAUAAGCUACAAUGCAGCAACCGAUUCUUGACUUGUAGGAAUCAGUUGCGGACUCCUGGUAUAUAAGUACAUGGUUCAGUAUCAAUAACAAUCAUUUCUACAAAUUCAA
Molecule: messenger RNA, 1989 nt
Organism: Populus trichocarpa (black cottonwood)
Lineage: Eukaryota; Viridiplantae; Streptophyta; Magnoliopsida; Malpighiales; Salicaceae
Exons: 14
Coding region: 374-1756 (460 amino acids)
Biological process (GO): lipid biosynthetic process
Molecular function (GO): methyltransferase activity
Source: RefSeq, a predicted model, not a curated record